Messenger RNA from Brassica rapa (field mustard), 1736 nucleotides. RefSeq names its product homeobox-leucine zipper protein HAT22. The record is from RefSeq and is a predicted model, not a curated record. NCBI's taxonomy places the organism in Eukaryota, Viridiplantae, Streptophyta, Magnoliopsida, Brassicales, Brassicaceae. Gene Ontology annotation, molecular function: DNA-binding transcription factor activity, RNA polymerase II-specific; sequence-specific DNA binding. Gene Ontology annotation, biological process: regulation of DNA-templated transcription.
CACAACCACUGUCAUUGGUACUACCGACAAAUCAAAAGUUGUAAAGAAUCUAACAUUUAUUAGACUCAAAUUCAGUAUGCAUUUAAAUUACACUUUUGCAGGAUUGAAAGGAAUAACGAAGUGUAUUAUCAGAGUAUAUAUCAUUCACGUAACAUAUACGUUUUGAAGAUUACUCUUUGUUUUGAUCGGAGUUUUCCUAUUAAAAACAAUAUUUAUUCAAACGACGUUUCUUAGAAAAUAAUCAAAUAUUGCAAAAAGAUAUUCAAAAGAAUAUCAUACGGUAUUUUAGCAAAAAAAAAAAAGAAUAUCAUACGGUCAAACUUAAUAUAGGAAUUUAUGAAGUGGGAAGAAUAGUUGCAUUUGGUCAACCUUAGUGAAUGAGAAAAUAAAAAGGCGAGAAAUGGGCCAUCCUAAUUUCCCAUAUUGUUUUAUCAAAAAUACCAAAAAAAAUCAUAAGCAAAGAUUAAAUCAUUUCUUUGAUUAAUUCUAAUUAUUAGCCACCCACCCACCCAUAAAACAAAUAAAUCAACAAAAAAAAAACUCUCCUCUCCUUCUUAAGAAGAAGCCUCUUGGUUUCAUUUAGUCCCAAUUAUCUUCCAAACUUCACCAAAAACCUUGUUAGUAAACAAAAAAAUUCUUAGUAUAUAUUACUCUUCAGAUCUUGAAGCUUUAUUACAAAGAUCAUUUGCUUUUCUUGAGAUGGGUCUUGAUGAUUCAUGCAACACGGGUCUUGUUCUUGGGUUAGGCCUCUCACCGACGCAUAAUAGUUACAAUUAUGCCAUCAAGAAGUCCUCCGCCACCGUUGACCACCAUGUCAAUCCGUCGUUGACACUAAGCCUCUCCGGUGAGAGUUACAAGGUCGAAAAGACGGUCUCCGGCGCCGGAGAUCAGAUUUAUCGGCAGACGUCGUCUCACAGCGGAAUCUCAUCGUUCUCGAGCGGAAGGAUCAAGAGAGAAAGAGAAGUUUGUGGCGACGGCGAAGAAGAGGCGGAGGAAACGGAGAAAAGAGUGGUGUGUUCGAGUGUAAGAGAUGAUCAUGAAGACGAAGAAGGUUUUAGUGCUCGUAAAAAGCUUAGACUCACUAAACAACAAUCCGUUCUUCUUGAAGAAAACUUCAAAAUGCAUAGCACUCUUAAUCCCAAGCAAAAACAAGCUCUUGCGAGACAGCUGAGUCUAAGGCCCAGGCAAGUUGAAGUGUGGUUCCAAAACAGGAGAGCCAGGACAAAACUAAAGCAAACAGAAGUGGAUUGUGAGUUUUUGAAGAAAUGUUGCGAGACUUUAACGGAUGAGAACAGAAGGCUUCAAAAAGAGCUUCAAGAUCUCAAGGCUUUAAAGAUGUCUCAACCUUUUUACAUGCAUAUGCCGCCGGCGACGCUGAUGGUGUGUCCUUCUUGUGAGAGACUCGGCGGUGGUGUUGCUGGAGGAGGCCGUGGAAGUACGGUGGCGGUGGAUGGAGGAACGGCGAAGGGAGCUUUCUCCAUCCCUUUUAUUAAUCCUUCUGCAGCUUGUUAAUUACUUAAUAAUUAAUUUGUUUUUGUUUUUUGUAUUUAAUUAGGAAUUGGGGUAUAAUUAGAUAAGACUCUUCAACGAUCCCACUUAAUUUUUCGGUGGGAUUGUCCAUUGUUGGUUGAUGAAGAAAAAAAUAGUUGUAAUUAUAGUUUUCAAUUUUUAGAGAAAAAAGAUAUAUAUAGUACCAGUACUUGCUAAUCCAUCUUAUUUAUUCCUUUUUCAACCCA